This is a messenger RNA of Bolinopsis microptera, 7740 nucleotides long. RefSeq names its product protocadherin Fat 4-like. Gene Ontology annotation, molecular function: calcium ion binding. The record is from RefSeq and is a predicted model, not a curated record. Gene Ontology annotation, biological process: homophilic cell-cell adhesion. Bases 41 to 7732 code for a protein of 2563 amino acids. The transcript has 2 exons. Lineage: Eukaryota; Metazoa; Ctenophora; Tentaculata; Lobata; Bolinopsidae. Gene Ontology annotation, cellular component: plasma membrane; cell-cell junction.
UUUUAGCAGUGACUCAAUGAAAAUGUAGAAUCUUUGGUGGAUGUCCGUUACAAAAUCUAUCUACAUCCUCUCAUUACUUCUGGCAACUCCUUGUUUAAGAUUCUCUGUGAAAGAAGAACAACAAGGCGGGGCUUACGUUGGUCAGCUUACUAACCUUGACAAACAAGGAACUUACUGCUUCACAUCUUCAUGUGGCUGGUCUUCAUUAUUUGCUUUGGAUAAACAGAAUGGGAUAGUGACCACAACAGCAUCUAUAGACAGGGAAUCGUUAUCAUCUUCUGUAAUUACAUUGACUUUGUCGGGAACUGACAGUCAAGGUAGUAAUGUCCUGGAGGUCAUUGAUGUGACAGUUGAAGAUAUAAAUGACAAUAGUCCCACAUUUUCUGCCCCAGACUAUACCUUGAUUGUAUCUGAAAAUUUGGGUCCACAAGUGUUUGAUCUGUUAUCCUGGAGUGAUGACGAUGAAGGUGAAAAUGGUAAACUGAAGAAAGCACAGAUCUUGGAUAUAUCAGAUCAAAGCUGGCCCUUUAUACCUGAGAUUAAAACUAGUGGAACGUUUCAGCAAGUUGUGUUAAAGAUAACCAAAUCGCUCGAUAGGGAAAAGGUUGAUCAUUACGAAUUCACUGUAGAGAUAGAAGAUAAUGGGUAUCCUGCUCUAACUGGAACUUUAAACGUUAUUAUUGAUGUUCAGGACAUCAAUGAUAAUGCACCAUCCUUCGAGAAAGAUAAAUAUCAAUUUGAUCUGGAUGAAAAUGUCUCAAUUCCUUUUAUGAUUCAUCAAUUUAUUGCAACUGAUGAAGACUCUGGGGACAAUGGUGAUGUUAAAUACUCAUUAUCGCACAAUUACAAUCAAGCUUAUUUUAGUAUUGAUGAGCAAUCUGGACAGCUCUCUUUGACAUCAAAAAUUGACUAUGAAACCAGUCCAAGAAUACGACAAGACGUCAAAGGCUUUACUCUGACUGUGACUGCUCAAGACAUGGGUGUGUCUUCUAGACAUGCUUCAACUUCAGUUGAGAUUGUUGUUCGUGAUGUCAAUGACAACAGCCCAAUAAUAAAGUUUUACAGUCCUUUCAUGACAAAUUCUGGCAGUGAUACCGUUGAAAUUCGAGAGAAUAUUGCAGUUAAUUCUUAUACUGCAACAAUUAUUGUAAGUGACAAAGAUAGUGGUGUCAACGGUGACUUUGAUGUGGUUAUAGAUGGUGGCGGUUUUGGGAGCUUCAAACUUCAAACAUCUCCUGGUUUGCUCAUGCUUACAGCUGACCAUUUAGACAGAGAAGAAAGACAUACAUAUGAGGUUGUCAUCAAAGCAACAGAUAGAGGAACACCAAGUCUGCAAACUACGAAAAAUCUGAAUGUGAAUAUUUUGGAUGAGAAUGAUAAUAGUCCCAGUUUCACAAAGCCACUUUACACUAAAAGCAUUGCAGAAGAUGUUGUGAUAGACACUGACAUUCUCUCUGUGAAGGCGUUAGAUCCGGACAAUGGUGUCAAUGGUUCGGUUUUAUACAGGAUUGAAUCCCAGACAGGUGGUAACCUUUUCAAGAUAUCAUCGAGUGGUAGCAUCUCCAAUUUGAAGAAGCUUGAUGCCGAAAUAAAUAAGUUUCAUGUAUUAAACGUGUCAGCAUCAGAUGGAGGAAAUCCAUCGUUGAUCAGUUUUACAGUUGUAAACAUCACAGUCACGGAUGUAAAUGAUAAUACACCAGUUUUUGAUAGUUCUCUGUAUACAUGUAAUGUUCCAGAGACAAAAACAAAAGGCUUGGUAAUCUGCUCUGUUUCAGCUAGUGAUCUUGAUGGUGGAGUUAAUGGUGAUAUCGUAUUUACCAUUGUCCAGACUGAUAGUCCAAACUUUUCUAUCGAUGGUUCAACGGGGGAUAUUACACUUAUAACUGCCCUUGAUUAUGAACAAACAGAAGUGCAUCAAUUGACCGUCAAGGCAUCCGAUAAAGGUAGGCCGGCAAAAUAUACGACUUGUGAAGUGAUCAUCAAUGUGCUAGAUGUAAAUGAUGAGACUCCACAGUUUGAUCCAGUUAUUUAUUCAGCCACAAUCCCUGAAGGUGUUAUGUUCUCGAGCAUUCUGCAGCUCUAUGCUCAUGACAACGAUAAAGACGAUAGCAUCAAAUUCUCUCUCACUUCUGGUGAUAUAAGCUAUUUUACAAUUUCCCCCUCUGGUGUUAUAUCAAACACAGAAGUGCUGAAAUAUUCAGACUCAAGCAGUACAUAUAAUUUCAAAGUUUCAGCUCACGAUACUGCAGAUAAUGAAGCAUCUCCUUCUGCUUCUAUCAGUGUCAAUGUUGUUGAAAAGUCUCCUGAUUUACCUGUUUUUUCAAAAGGUGUGAUCAAGACAUCAGUUGCAGAGGAUUCUCCAGUAGGACAUUCUGUGACCACUAUCAAUGCUUCUACAGAAUCAAGCUGCACUAUUUCGUACAGCCUCGCUUCGCAAUCUGAUUAUUUUUCUUUGGAAUCUGCUACCGGCAAACUUAUGAUCAAGAAAGAGAUUGACUAUGAGAUGAUCAAGAGAAUCAGCUUAUCUGUGAUUGCUACCUGCAGGUCAGUUGAAGGCCGUGCGACUAUUGAAGUGGAUAUCUUAGAUGUCAAUGAUAACUCACCUGUUUGCGAUAGCAUGGGCACGACUUUUGUCAAAGAAGACACUCAGGUUGGAACAGUGGUUUAUACUAGUGUUUGCCGUGAUAUAGAUUCUGAUGUGAAUGGGAAACUUUCAUACAGCAUAACAUCACAGACUCCUCUCUUCUCGAUAUCUAUAAACAAAGGAGAAGUGUCGGUUGCUAGUCCAUUAGACAGGGAAACAGUAGACUCUGUAACAUUAACUAUCAAAGUUUGUGACAACGGGGUCACUUUGAAAUUAUGCAGUGACUUUAGUAUAACAGUUCAAGUCACAGAUGCGAAUGAUAAUGCACCAGAAUUUCUUGAUCCCCUCACAUUUUACGUGAAAGAAGAUGUCAAAGUUAACCAUGCCAUUGGAAAAUUGAAAGCACUUGAUAGAGACGAGGGCAAGAACAAACAACUUACCUUUACUGUCCUUAACUCCGUUCAGCAGAUCAAAGUCUUUAGCUCUGGUGAAAUUGUUGUAAACCAGUAUCUUGACUUUGAAACAGUUGACAGAUUCUUCUUGAAUGUGAGAGUCGAAGACCAAGGUGUACCUUCUCAGAGUUCUGAAUCUAUUGUAAAGAUCAUUGUUCAAGAUGCCAAUGACAAUGCCCCAAUAUUUGAGCAACAAAGUUACAACUUCAACGUUCAGGAACAUCAGUCAGUGCCAUUCGUUCUAGGUGCUGUUGUGGCUACUGACAAAGACUCGGAUGAAAAUGGAAAAGUAUUUUACUCACUUUUAGAUGGUAACGAUGUUUUCAGUAUCAAUUCCACGUCUGGUGAACUUACUUUGAUUGGUACAGUCGACUAUGAGAGUUCAGUCAUUUCAUAUCAAAUCAAUGUAGAGGCUUCUGACUCCGGAGAAAUCCCCCUAAAAUCCAAGGUUCUUGUCGUUGUCAAUGUGCUUGAUAUCAAUGAUAAUGCACCAACGUUUACCCAAGAUAGCUAUUCAGUUUCUAUUGCUGAGGAUAUUGCCAUAAAUUCUAAAAUAUUUGAAGUGACAGCAUCCGAUAGAGACGGUCCCAAUAACAACCAGAUCACAUACUCAUUUGAGCAAGUGCAAGACAAGUUUAGAAUCGAUUCUUCUAGUGGGAGCAUUUUCACAACAAAACAGCUUGAUUUUGAGCAGAUUCAAAGUUACAAUAUUGUUGUGAUGGCUGAAGAUAAUGGCUCCCCAGCGUUCUCCUCAAAAGCAAGUUUGGUGAUUGUACUAUCUGAUGUCAAUGAUAAUGAUCCGAAAUUUGAAACAGAUCUCUUGGAAAUAGGUGUAGUAGAAUCAACUAGUCCUGGCACCAUUAUCAAAAGGAUCCAGGCUACAGAUAUUGAUUCAGGAAACAACGGUAAACUUACAUACGCCAUAGUUUCAGAAUCAGAUACAGGAAUUUUCUCAUUGGAUAGUUCUUCUGGUGAUUUGACACUGCUAGGGAAACUUACUUUUUCUGGGAAUGUUUUCAAGCUAGAAGUAGAAGCUACAGAUCACGGAAGUGUACAACGAUCUUCAUCACAAGACAUUGAAAUCACAGUGAUAGAUGUUAAUGACAAUGCACCAGUCUUCACUGAUGGAAUAUCCUCUGCAAAUAUUGUUGAAAACUCGCCCAAGGGAACUUAUGCUUUUCAAGUUUCAGCAAGAGACCAAGAUUCUGGACCAGCUGGUAUAGUCAAUUUUAAUAUUUCAUCCCAGUUUUUUAGCAUCGAACGGAUGACUGGAAAAGUUACUGUUAUAUCCAAUAUUGACAGAGAAAGUAACGAAACUCUGCUAGUAACUGUGUGUGCUACUGACCAAGCAUCACCGGUAUCUGAGCAACUAUCAGUGUGUAAAGACAUUGUUAUCAGAGUUCUUGAUGUCAACGACAAUGCCCCUAUCUUCAAAGAUCAUGAAUCUAAUAUUUUUGUACACGAGAACACAAAGGUUGGUGGAAAGAUAGCAACCAUAAAAACAUCAGAUGCUGAUUACGGAUCUAAUGCUACUGUCUCCUACUCGAUUGUUAACGAAACCCCUCGAGGAAUAGUUUCUAUUGAUGCAGAUUCCGGGGAACUUGUCCUCUCUAAAUCAGUAGACUACGAAGAAGAUGAGAACGCUGGCUCAUUCACCAUAGAAAUCAAAGAUCUGGGCACUCCCUCUUUGAAAAGUUCCAAGCAAUUUUUCCUCCUUGUGCUAGAUGACAACGACAAUGUACCUGUAUUCACCAAUCCUUCAGCUCAAAGAUCUGUAUACUUGUCAUCUUUCGUGAAAGCAGGAAAUGUCAUCUACAAAGCCACAGCAACAGAUGCAGAUAGCGGGUUGAACGGUAAGAUAUAUUACUCAUUGCCCAACACUUUCAAUGGAAAGUAUAGCAUCGACGAGAAUACUGGAGACAUAACAUUGAAUGUAAAAGUGGAUAAAUCAUUCGAAAAUACUCUACUGAAGGUGAAAGCUACUGAUUCUGGCGUUCCUGAACUCGCCUCAAUCAUGGUUGUCAAUGUGGAAUACAAGGAUAAGAAUGUCAAACCAAUUUGUCCUGGUAAGUCCUAUGUAACAGUUCCAGAAGAUCAAAUGAGUUUCACUACCUUGUUCAUUAUCGAAUGCUAUGACUUGGAUUGGGGAGAACGGGGACUGUUGACGUAUUCCAUUCUGAAUGGAAACCGAGGGAAUGUCUUCUCUGUAUCUACUGAUGGAAAAGUUAGCUUGACUCAGAAUAGGCUUGAUUAUGAGCAGCUUAACUUGUACAGCCUUGUCAUUCUUGUUGAAGAUCUCGGAGAGCCAUCACUGAAAGAGCUGUUUAUACUCGAUAUUAAAGUGACAAAUGUCAAUGAUGAAGCACCCGUGUUCACCACAGAAGAAAUUGUGUUGACUGUCAGUGAAGGAGUUGCAGUGGGAACUUUGUUGAAUACUGUCACUGCAUCAGAUGCAGAUGGGGACACAAUUACAUACUCCAGCUCGACUGUCACUGAGGAUUGCAAAGGGCUCUUCAAUCUUAACUCACAAACUGGACAGCUAACUCUAGCGAAAGAGAUUGAUAUAGUUUUGAUGAACUCAAUCGACUUGUGUGAAAUAUCCGUAAGUGCCAGUGACGGAGUGUUUACUACGGAGACUUUGAUGUCUAUUUUGAUUACAGAUGUUGACAAUAAUGCACCUAUAUUCUACUCUUCCCCAGCAUUCACAGUAAACUUAGCCUCCUCAAAUGUUGUCGGAGCAGUUGGAGCUAGUGAUUCAGAUUCUGGAGAUUCAGAUUUGGUCUACAUAAUCUCAACGACCAAAAGAUCGGCAGGAGUUGUAGUCGAUCCAAACACUGGUGUUCUCUCAUGCCCUGACUCUGCCUGCACGGAUGGUGAUGUUCAAAUCAAAGCCGCUGGACGAACACUGUCAACAUCAAAGGUGGUUUCAAUAACAUUAGAUUCGUCCUCUGUUCAAAAAAUAUUUUCUUACUCACAGUAUAGCUUCUCGGUAAAAGAAUCGGCAGCUGUUGGUUUCAUAAUUGACAGGAUCAGUGUUCAAAAGGUGCCUGAUAAAAUGACCAUAGAAGGUGGAAAUAAAGGACUCUCAUUCAGAGUUGAGAACAACAAUUUAAUUGUCAGCAAAGAACUUGACUUUGAAGUGUGGACUACAUUCGAUCUCACUCUCUGUGCUGUUUUAGACUCAGUUUCAACAUUUUCAACGGUGGUAAUAUCAGUUGAAGAUGUAAAUGAUAACAUACCAACAUUCCGUCCUUCUUCUUUGAGAAAGGAGGUAAAGAGCAAUGUUUUAAUUGGCACAGAAGUUUUUGAAGCGAGAGCUACAGACGCUGAUUCUGGACUAUCUGGUCAGCUUCUCUAUUACUUAGAGGACUCGGUCUUUAGUGAGUACUUCAGUAUUGAAACUCAAACGGGCAUUAUUAGCGUCAAGAAAAGUUUGAGUGAAGCUCCAUUGGAUAUGGAUAUUCAAGUUAAAGCAAAAGAUCAAGGCUCCCCUGCUAGAACAUCCAACAGUUUCAAUCUACUUAUCAAGAUUGUACACAAGCCUCUUCCUCCUCAGUUCAGUAAACCAUCAUAUGAUUUUGCUGCUUAUGCUGAUGCUUCUGCUUACUCUCUCCUUGGUCAAAUUGAUGUCGUCAACAACAUACAUGAUGAUUUUCACUAUGCUUUCGAGGAAGAUAAUCAGUAUUUUACCAUUUAUUCCGUAUCAGGAAGUAUCCUUCAAAAGACUCCGAUCUCGAAUAAUCAAUUGACAGAGAUUCAAGAAUCUGUAAAAGUUGUGUCCAUGGCAGAUCCAACUGUGUUUGGUACUGUGAAGGUGAACAUAAGAAUCAUUCAAUCGAUCUGCACUCCCAAUCCAUGUAAAAAUGGAGCAGCUUGUAUAGAUUCUGUUGAUAGAUACGAAUGUGAAUGUGUAGAUGGAACUGCUGGUAAAAACUGUGAAUGUGUUGACGAAAAAUGCACAAACAGUGGCUUUUGUUUUUACAAUUCUACAAUGAGUGAAGCUAUGUGUCUUUGUGAAGACGGAAUGUAUAGGGACAAUUGUAAGAAAUCGAACUCAGUCCUCUUGAUUGCUGUAAUCGGUGGAGCUGUAUUUGUUAUUCUUGUGAUUAUCUUAUCUGUUGUUAUCUACUGUUGCUGCGUCAGGAAGUACAGGAAGGGUAAGGACAAAAAAGCGGCAAACUCAGAUUUCGAACAUGCAGUGAAUGGUACCAGACUUGGCAGUAACAAAAGAUUAAAGGGACAGCUUCAUUUGCAGGAUAACAUCUGCAUGAAUCCGAUCAACAUUUCAAACUUAGAUGUUGAUUCAAAGAUCGGGUAUCCAGAGUAUACCUACACCAACCAUGAUUACGAUCUGGACUCACCCCUUCCUCUUCAGUCUCCUUCUGUUGAGUUCCCACCUCAUUCUUUCCAGUAUGCUGCAUCAGACAGCGGCCGUUCAUCCGUGUGCACUGAGGCUGUCAUCUUCAGAAAGUUGAAACAAGUUGAUGAGCCCAAUUCAGUGGAAUCUAAUAGAAGAGACAAAGACUCUGGCUUGGCCGGGUCCCUCAAUACUUUGUGUCACUUUGAUAUGGACUACCAGUUCAAUGAAGACUAUUUGCAUGACUGGGGUCCCAAGGUUCAGAACAUAGUUAAUUUUUUAGAUUUGGAUGAUGCUGUUCUCGACGAGGACAGUCCAGUAAAAGAGGAAUUUGUAUAAUUGUGUAA